Messenger RNA from Penicillium lagena, 675 nucleotides. RefSeq lists its product as uncharacterized. The record is from RefSeq and is a predicted model, not a curated record. NCBI's taxonomy places the organism in Eukaryota, Fungi, Ascomycota, Eurotiomycetes, Eurotiales, Aspergillaceae. The coding region runs from base 1 to 675 and encodes 224 amino acids. The transcript has 3 exons.
AUGACCAAACCCAGUAAUGAGAAGCGCAUGCGACUGAGGAAACAAUGUCGGGAAGCCCUAGCAGCCCACAUAUAUGACCGACUUGGCCUCGCCGUCGCUCCCGGAAUGGUUCGUCUCCAGCCGCAGCCCGAAGACGGAUAUUCCUGGUCCGUCACGAAAUCAAAUGCUACAUUGCUCAAAUCAAGCCUGAGCACCGGCACGAUAAGCCUUUAUCAGUCAAUUUGUAAUGAGCUUGGUCGUUCACUCGAGGCUGUUCCACCACAGAUGCUACAAGAUUCCCAGCCAAACGCUAGUGACCUUUCAGAGGAGGGGCGAGUGAACAGGCAGCGGAACGCAAACGGCUCCUUUACGGAAAAGAUUUGCGAACUUGAAGCUUCCAAUCUCCAACAAGGAGUGGAAUUGGAUCGAUCUCGCACCCGCCUAAACGAGUCCCUUUGCGACGUUCACAGGCUUCAGGCUGAGGUCAGCCAACUCCGCCACGAAAUGCAAACUAUUGCGUCGCAAAACGACUUUAUGCGAGACGAGCUGGCACAAACUAGAACAGGCAUUGCCGGAGCAAUACAGACAUUGAGUACGUUGCAAACGCAAGGAGAUGAAAUUGCAUUCGACGACAUCCGCGACUGUCAAUCAACACCCAUUGAUAGCCCAAUGGUGAUGAACGGGGUUGGAGCUUGA